This is a messenger RNA of Abrus precatorius (Indian licorice), 1899 nucleotides long. RefSeq names its product serine/threonine-protein phosphatase 7 long form homolog. Gene Ontology annotation, biological process: meristem maintenance; meristem development. The transcript is spliced from 6 exons. Bases 1 to 1899 code for a protein of 632 amino acids. Lineage: Eukaryota; Viridiplantae; Streptophyta; Magnoliopsida; Fabales; Fabaceae. The record is from RefSeq and is a predicted model, not a curated record.
AUGGCAUCAUCUUCACAACAAAGUAGGGUUAUUAAUCCUGGGCUAGAAGAUCUAUCACUUCUUCGGUUUCAGAGUAUUCAUGUUUCUGAGCAUAUUUGGGAUAGACGUGAUCACCCGACAUUGAGAGUUAGGAAGAGUCCAAAUAUUCCCGGUGGAUUAGAAGGUAUUCCGGAAGAAAUUAUUCCACAUCUAGAAUUAGCGGGUUUUGUUGGAGUGGCUAACUUGUCUAAGCUUCCUGUAGACGUGGGAUUGAUUACUGCAUUAGUAGAGAAGUGGAGGCCCGAGACGCACACCUUCCACAUGCCCCCUGGAGAGUGUACUAUUACCCUUCAGGAUGUUGCUAUUAUAUUAGGAUUACGCAUAGAUGGGACACCUGUUAUAGCACCCACUGGGGGAUCAGAGGCUUUUGUAGGGAGUUUCUUGAAGAUGAGCUGGUUGGACGAACACUUCACUCAUAUUGCCAUGCAUAAUCAGACUCCACUGCAGAUCACUCGGUUUGCUAGGGCAUAUAUAUUGAGGCUUAUUGGAGGGUUCAUGCUUCCUGAUCACUCUAGCAGUAGGGUAUCUGUGAGGUACUUGCCUUUGCUUGAAGAUUUUGAGUUGACCGGUCAAUAUAGUUGGGGUUCUGCAGUUCUAGGUUAUUUGUACCGAGAGCUAUGCAUGGCCACCAACAUUGAUCGUGUUGCUAUUGGAGGACUGACUGCGUUAAUUGUGAUUUGGGCUUGGGAUAGAUUUCCCCAGAUAGCACCUAUCAAUCCUCCCUAUAGUCGUCCUUAUCUUCCGUACGGUGUUAGAUGGUUAUCCCACGGUAUCAGAAGGGGAAAGAAAUAUGUCCACUACUACAGAUAUAUUUUUGAUCGUCUAGCACGUGAUGGGAUUGUGUGGGUGCCAUACAAUAUGGAACUCAUCAAUAUAUUACCACCUAUUUGUAGAGAUGCUAUGGACUUAUGGAGGGCAGUGGUGCCACUUAUAUGUUUUCAGGUAUGUGAGUGGCAUCAACCUGAUAGAGUAAUGCGUCAGUUUGGUAUGGUUCAACACAUACCAAGGACUCCUUACCAGCCUGACCAGCUACAUGACCUUACCCUCAGAGGGAAGACUGGAGAAGAUUGGUCAGCCAAGUUCAGUGCUAUGUUAGAAAUUUGGGAGAGUAGACGACUUUGGGUUUUGACUAAUGAGCCUCAGUAUGGUUUACUUAGCUCAAAUUCAGAGUACAUGCGAUGGUAUGUUAGUCAUACUCGUCGUUGGAUGACCAGGGAGGCAGCAGUAUCAGCUUUGUCGGGUGAUGUGAUGGAGAGAUUGUAUUACUUGAGCACUGAUGGACAAGAUUCUUUUACCAUUAAUAAAUUGAAGGACUUGUCUGAGAGUCUUCUGUCAUUGAAGAAGGAGCAAGAUCGCAUAUUAGAGCCUAUUUCAACCUCAGAUCCACCACUACAAAGUGGUAAUCCUGUCAAUCCAGACUUACACAUAGAUCAGCUGUAUCAACGAAGAGAAGGAAGAGGCUUGGCACAUCGACGGAGACAAGUGCAGGCAGCAGAGUGGGCUGUCCCGGGUACACACCAUCCAUUAGAACACCCAUCAUCACCUUUUACAGGAACAGAAGAUUACAUUCCACGACCUGAUUUCUUUUUCACACCUCUUCACGAGCACCAUUCGCUUUUGACUCCAGGUGCCCCAUACAGUCAAGUUGACCCUAUACCAUCAAACAUACAUCCUAUAGAGUUAGGUAUUGAUCUUAAUGCCAAGUUUGGUGCAGUUGCUGAUUUAGGAUAUGUUCGUCGGAACCCUCAUCGAGGAGCUCGAGAUAGGCAGAGGCAAUGUAUCUUGACUCCAGACGAUCAUCAUCAUGAGGCACACAGGGGGGACAGCAAUGACAUGUUUUUAUGUAGCAACUUAUUUUAG